CUUGCCCAGCACCCUGUCACGGGGCUCAUCCCAAGGAAUCUCACAGACAAAGAUUUCUUCCCAGGACUUCACCAUGCUUCUCUCCCAACACCGAGCCUUGCCAGGUUCUCUCUGUGCUAGGUAACAUCCAUUAGGAUGCUGCAAUGCGCGUUGGUGGCCAGGCCCUCCCCUCCUGCUCCGCUCUGCUAAAAAAUCUCUGCCAUCCGACUGCAGAUGCUUCUCCCCGGCUGCAGGGACACUCCAGGGAACCAAUGGGAUGAAGCCGCUCUCACUGAAAAUUCCAGCUGGAGACCUUAAGCCCAAAGCUCAGGAGUCAAACUGAAGAGUGCUGAAGACAGAUCCAAUAAAAAAAAAAAAGACAAAGAAACCGACUCACCAAAGAAGUGGCUAGCGCCCGAAGAGGUACCCAGACGGAGAGCCGGCCCUGGCCUGGCUUGGCUCUGUUCUUCUGUGUCCGGAGGUGCUGGGGAUGUGGGCCACCCAGGUGCUUUGGGGAAGCCUUGUACUCCUGCGCAUCGCCUGGUGUCUUUUGCCGCAGACUGGUUACCUUCAUCCUGAUGAAUUCUUUCAGUCCCCUGAGGUCAUGGCAGAAGAUGUCCUGGGCCUGGAGGUCUACCGUCCCUGGGAAUUCCUCCCCAGCUCACCCUGCCGGACAGUCCUCUUCCCACUGCUGACCACUGGCUCUGUGUUCUGGCUGAUGGAGCUAUUGGACAGGCUGGGCCUCUGGCCAGGGGCCAUCAGCAGCUACACUCUCCUGGUGGGGCCCCGCCUGGUCUUCACAGCCCUCUCCUUUGCGCUGGACUGGGGCAUCCACCGGGCGGCCCCGCUCUGGGGAGCUGAUCCCUGGCACGCCCUGCUCCUGCUGGCCGGUUCCUAUGUCACCCUGGUCUUCUACACGAGGACCCUGGCCAACGCUACGGAGGGGCUUCUGUUCAUGUGGCUGUUGGUGCUGGUCUCUCCGGGCACCCACGGGAAGCUGAGUCCAGGGCGUGGGGGACACAGCUGGCUCCUGGGCGCCGUGGUGGCCGCAGGGUUCUUCAACCGGCCUACGUUCCUGGGGUUCGCCCUCCUGCCGCUGCUCUUCUGGUCCAGCGGCUGCACCACGGUGGUGCCUCUCAGCAUGAAGGCCCUGGUCCAGAGAAUGCUGGAGCUGCUCCCCGGGGCCACACUGGUGGCUGCCCUGUUCGUGGCUACCGAUACGUGGUACUAUUCCUUGCGGCUGGGGCUGGGCCCCCGCCUCGUCCUGACUCCUGCCCACUUCCUCAGCUACAACCUGGACCCCCAGAAUCUGGCCCGGCACGGCACGCACCCCCGCCUCACUCACCUGGCCGUCAACGGGUUCCUGCUCUUCGGAGUUCUGCACGUCGCAGCAGUGAUGGGUGCGUGGAAAGUGCUGAAGGAAAGCCUAGCCGCCGUGGCCCAGCGCCAGGCUCCCCGGACCCUCCGGGACAGGAGGGCGGUCCUCCUCCUCUUCUACUUCUUUCCCCUGGCUCUGCUCUCCCUCUUCAGCCAUCAGGAGCCUCGGUUCUUGGUCCCCCUCCUGGGGCCCCUGACCUUGUUCAGCAGCCAGAAGGGUCGGGUGGUGGCCCCGUGGAGAAUCGCCUCGUUCACUCUCUUCAACGUCCUGGGGGCCCUGUUCUUCGGCUGCCUUCAUCAGGGCGGCCUCGUCCCUUGCCUGUCCCGUCUGGAGCAGAGCAUCCGCGCUCCGGCUCCCCAAGGGCAGCCCUCCCACUACACCCUGCUCUUUACCCACACCUACAUGCCGCCGCGCUACCUUCUCCGCCUGGGAGGGCAGGAGCCGCCCGUGGAGGUCAUCGACCUGGGCGGGGCCGAGAGCCGGGCCCUUUGCCAGACCCUCGACCAGCUCGCCAGUCACCCGGUCUGCAAGGCCGCUGGGGGCGAUCGUCUCUGCCGGAUCUUUGUUGUGACCCCUGGGACAGCCAAGGAGGCUGCGGCCGCCUGCCCCUUCUCCCUGAGGAACGAGACCCGUCUGUUUCCUCACUUGACUCUGGAGGACCCUCCUGGGCUCUCUGCCCUGCUGAGCAGCCGCUGGAGGGACUCCCUCGGCCUCUACAUCCUGGAAGUGGGCGAGCGGAGGGGGCAAUGAACCUCCCGAAAAGGGGGCCCCGCCCACAUCUUGCGCCCUCCUGCCCCCCGAAGCUCCUUUGAGUAAGACUGGACAAGUCCCUGGGGACUCGCACCCAUGACCUGGAUGACCAAAGCAGGCGUCCGUCCCAGUCAUAGGCCAAACCAAGCCAAAGAUGACUCUGCUGGCCAAGCCUUGCCCCCUGGCCAUGGGCCUCACCCCCGAGCCCUCUCGCUAUGGUGGUCCAUUCUGGGCGCCACUGUCAUAGGAGACAUGGACCACCUGAAGCUUGCCCUGAGCAGAGUGCCCAGGGUGGUGAGGGGACGUGAGGCCAUAUCAUGUGAGGAUAAACUGAAGAAACUUAGAAUGUGGAGCCUGAACAAAUAGCUGGGAGGGGAGGCAGUGGAAGGGGAAGGAGGGUAAUGGGGAGAGAGUGGGGCCAGGGGGACUGAGAGGUUUGCAUGUAUUUAAAGGGCUUUCUCCAUUUGGGGAAAGGAGUGGCUGGGUAGGAAGAACAGCGACCCUACAGUGGAAAAUUCGUGGAGGGAGAUUUCACCUCAACAGAAUCUCUGGAUGGAAGAGGGGAAGGGGCCUCUGUCCAACUAGUCCUCAUGUUGUAGAUAAGGAAUCUGAUGCCAAAGGGGUGAAGUGAAUUGUCCAAUAAGACCUUUCUCUGAAUUAGAGGGUAGUGCCUAGGACAUAGUAAGUGCUUAAUAAAUGCUUUGUUCUAGCUGUCUGUGCUACCUACCUA
Phascolarctos cinereus (koala) is the source of this 2837-nucleotide messenger RNA. NCBI's taxonomy places the organism in Eukaryota, Metazoa, Chordata, Mammalia, Diprotodontia, Phascolarctidae. The record is from RefSeq and is a predicted model, not a curated record.